CCGUUUGUUAGCGAAAAUAUAAUAACUAUGUCCACACAAUAUUUAAAUUAUAAUAUCGUUGUUGUGAUGUAAAGAUUAAAUAGUUUACACGAUAAAAGUGUGUUAUACACUCUAAAUUGCUGUGGUCUACAUUAAAAUUUUAAUACAUUAUCUAACCUUUCGUAUAUCUCAGAAUUAAUCAUGUACAAUAAUUACAAAGAUGGUUAUAGGACAGCUCAGAUGAACCCAAUGGUGUUUAGAAAUUAUUUCUACAAUAAGAAGAAACGUAUAUCACAUCAUGUCACAUCAGAUAUUGGUGCACCUGGCAAUCCAAUAAACAACUCUUCCACAACUGAUGCGAAGGAGAAAAAGCGUUCAUUUGAAAGCGAAGGACCACCCAUGAAGAGAUCAGCUCUCAUCCACCUUGAUGCUGGUUUCACUUGGAACCUACAGGCGUUAACGCGGGCAGCCGCUGCGGUGGCGCAGGGCGGCAAGUCGCCGGUCUCCGCCCUCAACGAGCUGGGGGUGAGGGUGGUGUAUAAUCUGCUCGACCAUAGGGGGCCGGCGCAUUGUCCCAAUUUCACGGUCGCGGUUACGGUAGCAGACAUGACGUUCGAAGGGCACGGAAGUAGCAAGAGGGACGCGAGGGCGAACGCCGCGAGGGCUUGCCUCAACGCUUUACUCAUUAAAGUGGGGCAAACGCCCUUGCCUGUUAAAAUCAACAUAGAUUUCACAUCCGAUUUCCAAUGCAUCACCGGUAGGAAGCCAACGGAGCAAGAGAAACCGGAGAAACCGGAGAAACCGGAGAAACCGGAGAAAACGGUCGAGAAGCCAACUUUACCCCUGGAAAUCGGCCCCGUGCAGCCGUCCCUCUUCAGCCCAAAGCCGUGUGUGCCGUCCCACAAGAGUCCCAUAAACAAGCUGUACGAAACGUAUCCAUCCAUAGAGUUCGCGACAACGUAUGGUGAUGGUUCCGCCCUGGAUGUUGAUCCAACUACGCUGAACUUGAAUCACAGCAUGCGUUUCAAAGUCGUGUGCCGACUGAACGGCAUGACCUAUGAGGGUUACGGUUCAAGUAAGAAGCAGGCGAAAUUGGCGGCGUCCAAAGCGGCGCUGGCCAACAUUGCAUUAUCAUCAUCACCGCCAGAACCGGUGGCGGAUGUCGACGCGCCCGCAAAUGGUAUGCCGCAACCGUUGGCCGACCAUAUAUCCAAAUUGGUGAAUGAGAAAUUCAACGAACUGAUGCAGAACGACCCGGUGCAUUUGAAACGGAAGGUGCUAGCCGGUAUCGUGAUCACGAUAGAGAAUGAGUUGCAGGGCGCUAAGAUCAUAGCGGUGACGACUGGCACUAAAUGCGUGUCCGGUGAUAAAAUGUCCGUAUCCGGCAGAGCUGUUAACGAUUGUCACGCUGAGGUGGCCGCCCGACGUUGCUUACAAAGAUAUCUCUAUAGCCAGCUGUUGAUGUACGCCGAAUCGGCAAGGCCCCGUCAGCCAAUCGAAGCGUCGGACAUCGAGCCGGUGCCGCACGCGAGAGCCGGCUACAGGCUGAAGCCCGACAGACGCGUGCACUUGUUCAUAAGCACCGCGCCGUGCGGCGACGCGAGGAUCUUCAGCCCUCACGAGGAGCAGCUGGAGCCGGACAGGCAUCCCAACAGAUUCUCUCGCGGUCAACUGCGCACCAAAAUUGAGUCAGGCGAAGGCACCAUUCCGGUGAAGAAUUCUAGCUUGAUACAGACGUGGGAUGGUGUUUUACAGGGCGAGCGGCUGCUGACCAUGUCCUGCUCGGACAAGCUGGCCCGCUGGUGCGUCACCGGGCUGCAGGGCGCUCUACUCUCGCAGCUGCUGCAGCCGGUCUACCUCACCUCGGUGGUGCUGGGAUCUCUUCUGCAGCGGGAUCAUAUGUAUCGAGCGAUCUGCGGCCGCUACGAGGCGCACCUGCAGGCGCUGCCGGCGCCGCACGCGCUGUACGCGCCGCAGCUGGCGCGCGCGGCCAGCACGGAGGCGCGCACGCCCGCGCGGGCGCCAUCGUUCUCCGCGUGCUGGUGUGUCACAUCGCCGCAACCGGAGAUAAUAAACGCCGUCACCGGCAAGCUGGAGAACGAGCAGCCGUCCCUGCUCUGCAAGCAAGCGAUGUUCGCGCGGUGGCUGCACCUCGUGCAGAAGCUGCCUGUCCAGCCCCGGGUGAACGACUAUGGCGAUAAUGCUGUGUUCUUGGAGAAUUCCGCCUCCCUUCUGUACGCAGAGGCGAAGGAAUUGGCCACUUCGUAUCAGCUGGCGAAAAACUGCCUCAAAACAGCAUUCCGGAAAGCACAUCUCGGCACUUGGAUCAAAAAACCAAUCGAACAAGACCAAUUCUAUUGCGAAAUAGUCAACGCUAACACCUCGUUGCUGUUCGCCUAGGCGGGCCAAGGGCGACACACUUAUAGCACCACUCGGGCGGAAGAACUUGGGGAUGUUGGUAAUAAUUUUGACAAAGGCAGGUCAAAUAACGAUGAAACUGGAAAAGGUUAUAGUGAACAUUGCAAAAAUGAUAUACUUGACGAUAGGGUUACGGAUGAUCGCUUUAAAUAUAGUCAUAGUUCCGAUGUUAAUGAGUAUAGAAUAGGUGAAAACAGUGAUAGUGAUAAUUCAACGAUUACGUCAAGAAGAUGUGAUAUAGGUGAUCGGAAAUCUGAAAAUUCAAUUGAAAUGCAUCCCAAAUUAGUUGAAUAUGGUAGUAUAGGUGGGUUAACAUCUAAUGUCGGUGUAACAGACGUAUAUGAAAAAAAAUUAAAUCUAGAUAAUCAGCCAAUACCACAACUCCGGCGGCCCAAAUGUGUUCCUUAUAUAGUUCAGGAUUCCAAAGUAGACAAUAUGAACACUAGAAAUAGUGUUGAUGUAACGAUAGAUAGGCCCAAUAAUCUAGAUGAAGAUAAUUUAAAAAAUAAUGACACAACAAACGAAAUUGAAGUUAUUACAAAUACGUUUAAGAAUUUCAAAAUAUCUAAUGAUGUAGGUCAUGGAAUAGACAUUAAAAAUACUACUCUAGCUCGUAGAUAUGAGAAUUUUAAAAAAUAUAAAAAUUUACGCAGGCCACACAGUAAUUUAGAUUUUAAUAAAGAUUUAGAAAGUAGGGAUACUGAUAGUUCUCAAUUAAUAAUUAAUACAGAUAAAAAUGUAGUAAAUAGAAACACAUACGUUGCAAAAUUGAAUGAUCAAGAUCCUAAUAAAGAUUUUAGAAAUAGAUCUAUUCUACUUUUGAAACUUAAAUAUCUGUAUAGAAGAAAUUUAAGAAAAUUUGAUGAUAUCAAUAAAGGUAUUGAAGAUGAAAAUCUUUCAAUACUACACCAUGAAGAUAGUAUAAGAAAUGAUAAAGCAAAUAUGGGUCAUGAAGAUGUGAAUGAUAAAAAUGAUAUCUUCAAAAUGGUUGGAAGCAAUGAAUCUCGUAUUUCGCUGUUGAAAAGAAUCGCUAUUUAUAGAGGACUUAAAAGUAACAAUACUUGAUGUUUAUUCGAAACAGAAUUUGGGGUAAUGGACCAUUUUUUUUCCUUUUUUUUAAAGACUAUAUAUAUAUAUCCCCCCAUAUUGGGAGGUUUUUUAAAUUUGAUUAUUGGAUUUUUCUCUUGACAUAAUCUGUCAUAACUAAAGUGUCAAUGCUUAUUUCGUUUUCUUAUUCAUCCUUUUUUUUAUGUUUUCUGAUGCGUCAAUAUCUUUUUUUUUUAAUUUCGUUAGUUUUUAAGAACUAUUCCAUUUUCAAAGAUUUAACUAAUUUUAUUAGAAGACGAACAUAUUCUUAAGUUCUUGUAAACAUAAUUUGGUUCCUGCGUGGUGCUAUACGCGUUAGCUCAUGACCAACUUAGCGAACAGUAUUUUUUAUUUAUUUUUUUUUUUCAUUUUUUUUGCGUAUGGCAACCCCGAAACUUUGCAAACCAACUUUUUCUAGACUGACAGCGUUAACUCUUAAGUUCAAUAGUAUUAUGGUUUAUAAACAAAUCUUUGAUGAGAUUUUAAAGAUGUUAUCUAUUUGUGAUAAUUAUUCAUUUCAUUUUAUAUAAUAAAUUUUGCCGGAUCUAGUCCUGUGGAGUUGAGUAGUCGAGAUAGUUAAGUUUUAGAACAUAAUAUUGACUCAUUAAAUUUUGAAUGCCUACAUGUUUAUGUGUAUAUUCACUACUGUUUUAUUUGUAUGGUGGAUACGGGCCAUAAAAAUGAAAACAAUACGGACAAUUUGAUUUUUAACUACUUAUUUUUAUGUUUAUGCAUGUUCCCUGUAUUUGACGCCUUCUUGGUACAAGGGGUCCUGGGUUCGAUUCCCGGCGGGGACAAUAAAAAAAAAUGUCUCGGUCUGGCAGGACACAGAAGGCUGAUCACCUACUUGUCCAUAAAGAAAAUCGAUCAGUGAAACAGAUGUAUAUCAUC
This is a messenger RNA of Zerene cesonia (dogface butterfly), 4374 nucleotides long. RefSeq names its product double-stranded RNA-specific editase 1 (gene Adar). Gene Ontology annotation, molecular function: tRNA-specific adenosine deaminase activity; double-stranded RNA binding; double-stranded RNA adenosine deaminase activity. Gene Ontology annotation, biological process: RNA processing; adenosine to inosine editing. The transcript has 21 exons. Gene Ontology annotation, cellular component: cytoplasm; nucleolus. The record is from RefSeq and is a predicted model, not a curated record. NCBI's taxonomy places the organism in Eukaryota, Metazoa, Arthropoda, Insecta, Lepidoptera, Pieridae. Bases 181 to 2379 code for a protein of 732 amino acids.